AAAUACACAUGGUCAUUGCAAAGCUUAAGCAAAUCUCCUGGACACACUGACAUACCACGGUUUUGAAGGGAAUAACACCACCAAAAUGAAUCUGCAUCACUUUCAUCUGGCAAAAUUUGGAUUUUGCACACUGAUCUUGCUAGUUCUGAUGUAUCAGGUAUCUACUGUGCCAUUAGCGACUUCUGAGGUGCGAUCGGAUCUUCAGUCAUCACAUAUACUGCACCGCAAGAUACGAAUGUCCCCUUUGUGGCGAAUCAUGGGGUUCAAACCAUAUGGAGCGUACUGCCAUGACAACAUAGAGUGCACUACAGGAUUAUGCAGGAAUGGUCAUUGUUCUUUUAAUGAGCCUGUUCAUUCAUAGCGGAGUGGAAGACUGAAAUAUAUUCAUUUAUGUGUCAACCCAAUUAAUAUAUACUAUUAUAUGCCAUAGCAUUGUGUGUGUAGGCUAAAGUUGCAAGCACUUUAAUUUUUUAACUGUAUGUAGUGCAGUAUUGUGUAGUGCAUAUGGAGAAGUCUCACUUGAAAAGUUACAUUGGUUUCACUGUAGAUGUUUUAUGUUCAAGGCAUUUAAUAACACUAUUUAUGGUCAUUAACAUAUUGGGGUUUGUGUUUGACUUGCCCCAAACUUUAAUUCUGUAAGUGCAUUGUAAUUAAAAAGCUGUAUUAAUCUGUAAGAGCAUCUGUUUUAAUUUGUAGACCAUUUUAAGAGCUAUAAUAUAUGUAUAAAAUAAUGUGAUAUUUGAUAUAAAGUACUGUAUUUGAUAUGCUAUGUGGGCAUACGGAAGGCUUCAGUAGUGAACCUUAAAAUCAAUACUAGGCAUAGUGCCAGUAAGAGAACGUGCACAGCUGCACACAUCUUUCUCAGGAUGGUCUGAGUUCUCUGAAAAGCCAGUUCUGAUGACAAAGGCCCCUAAAGUUAGCAAGAGGAGUAUUUGCACAAGAAUGUACUGUAACAGACUGAUGUCAUUGUACUGUGAACGACCUCCACAUGUACCCAGAUUGCAUGUCCUUUUCUGACAUGAAAGAUCAAAGUUUAUGUUUGUCAAAUAAAACACUAAAAAUA
Messenger RNA from Megalobrama amblycephala (Wuchang bream), 1063 nucleotides. RefSeq names its product liver-expressed antimicrobial peptide 2-like. NCBI's taxonomy places the organism in Eukaryota, Metazoa, Chordata, Actinopteri, Cypriniformes, Xenocyprididae. Bases 86 to 361 code for a protein of 91 amino acids. The transcript is spliced from 3 exons. The record is from RefSeq and is a predicted model, not a curated record. Gene Ontology annotation, biological process: defense response to bacterium; antimicrobial humoral immune response mediated by antimicrobial peptide.